AUGGAUGGCAGGUAGUGAUGACUGCAGAGUACUUGGAGUCAGAGUUUGUAUUGCAGAGUUUGGCGGAUAGGUAAUAAUGAAAAGCAUGCAGCAUUUGCUCAUCAGAAUCUAGGUUGGAAACGAGGAAACCUGUAGUGUUGAUUGAGUCAUGGCCUGAAACCUCCAGAGGGCUGAAAUACACAGGUGUGUGUGUUCCAGUUCCCACCUCCCUGGUGGGAGAUCAACUUGCAUUUAAGGGGCAGUGCUUCCAUAUUGGGGCUUGUAUGCCAUUGUUACUGGGAAAUAGCUGAAUGAAUUUCUGAAAAGGGAUAGUAGAUAUCUGAGGAUGUUGGCAAACAAACCUCAGAAGCAAUGGGUCAAAGAAGCAGAGUUCAAACUGGUGGUUCUUUGGUGGUAGAAGUAUCUGCCAAAAAGACUGCCCCAGUUGUUGCUUCUUAAACAUGGUCCUGGGAAAGGGAAUUUGCCCUUCUGAAGCAGAAGUGCCCAUGUCUUGGUCCUGGACCACAGUAUUUUUUUUAAUGCUUUAGGAUAACAUAGAUGGGAAACAUUGGUUUAUCCUUAGCUGCUGUAACUGAACAGUAUAAAUGAUGAAAUAAAGUUGAAAGGGUUGUGAGGAAUAUUUGUUUAAGUUGGUCAUUGGUGAAGGGGCUGUUUAGAUUGAAGUUGCAUUAAUAAGAUAUGUGUAUUGCAUCCCAGCAACAUCCAAUUUCCCUGUACCAUGCUUAUGGGAAGCAUAAAAUGUUCAUGCUUUAGUGCUUGAUAUAUAUGCAUCCUUAGAUGUACAGGUUUAACUGAAAUCUGACAGAGCUGGUUUUAUUAAUGAGAUAUGUGUAGGCAAAAUGUAAGGUAUGAUUCAGUUAACUAAUUGGCAGCUUUAUCUUGGGGGUUGUGCUGUAAAAAAAGUGAUGCUGGUUUGGUGGUAUAAUUUCUAUGGUACUUGUGAAUCUCGCUGUUCUUAAAAGUGAAGUAGACAGGCUGCUGUGGAAAACCCUGCAUUGCCAAUCCCAGUCAGCUACCACAUGCUGCAGUUUUGAUUUCGUUUCCACUUCAGAUCUCAUCUGUCCUCUCUGCUGCUUUACCUUUCUAGCUGAGCAGUCCCUGUCUUUCAUUAUGACACCAGUGGCAAUUUUUAUCCUUGGAAAGGCACUAUCCUUUCAGUUUAACACUCAUUGGAUUCAUUGUCACAGUUCUGCAUUAUAAAAAAUAUAAUUGGUAGUCUCCCAUAAUUUAAAGAAGUGGGGCUUAGUCAUUGGGAAAAUCUUGAUCUUUCCAUAAUGUCUGAUAUGCAGGGCUGUGUAUAGUCUGCAUUCACUUCUUCUGUUCUAAAGAGCCUCAGAAUGUGCAGUAAGAAUUAAUAUAUAAUAUGUACGUAUUUGUGGCACAUUUGCAGUAUAGCUCCUUGUUCUGCUCAUUUCCAUCUCCUUGCAAGAUUCACAGAGUCAGUGGCAUUGGCGCUCUUGCAGUGAGGCAUAUGGUGGUGGAAGACUGCUGCAUGGAGAUAGGGUUUAAAUGGCUAGUAAGAUUAGGACAAGCACUUCAGAGUGCAAGUAGAUAAAUAGGUACCGCUCCAGCGGGAAGGUAAACGGCGUUUCCGUGCGCUGCUCUGGUUCGCCAGAAGCGGCUUAGUCAUGCUGGCCACAUGACCCGGAAGCUGUACACCAGCUCCCUCGGCCAAUAAAGCAAGAUGAGCGCCGUAACCCCAGAGUCGGUCACAACUGGACCUAAUGGUCAGGGGUCCCUUCAGGGGUCCCUUUACCUUUACCUUUAAGAUCAGGACAGCAGGAUAUUUUGGCUUUAUGGAAGGACAGAGGGCUUUCUUUAGUGCCUGGGGUGUUACCCAUGAGGGACCACCCGAGACCAGGCAUUGCCCACACAUUUCCAAGCUUUUAUCUGCAUCCAUAAGGACUAGAAAUUUGGUUUAAUUUUUCUUACUUGGAUUCAGAUACCUACUGCUGAAUUAUGCAUCACGUACUUGAUGUUUUAAUAAUAAAGAACUGAAAUCCAGUAGAAGAGCAGUUGGUCUAGUUUGUUAUAAAGCAUUUGAUGACAAAGCAAGUAUAGAAAUUUAAUAAAUAAAACAAUUACAACCUGUGGCCCUUUAAAAUGUAUGUGUGGGGAUAUUGUUUUUGUUUGUUACUAUGUCUUGCCGAUCGGAAGGUUGGCGGUUCGAAUCCCUGUGACGGGGUGAGCUCCCGUUGCUCGGUCCCUGCUCAUGCUAACCUAGCAUUUCAAAAGCAUGUCAAAGUGCAAGUAGAUAAAUAGGUAUCGCUCCGGCAGGAAGGUAAACGGCAUUUCCGUGCGCUGCUCUGGUUUGCCAGAAGUGUCUUAGUCAUGCUGGGCCACAUGACCCAGCUGUAUGCCGGCUCCCUCAGCCGAUAAAGCGAGAUGAGCAUCGCAACCCCCAGAGUCAUCUGUGACUGGACCUAACGGUCAGGGGUCCCUUUACCUUUAUGUUAGGUAUUUUUGUGUUUUUACAUUGUAAACCUCUCUGUGAUCCUUGGGUGGAGGGUGGCAUAGAAACUGAAUGAAUAAACAACAUUCUGUUAAAUCAUAUUAGAAGCUCAGACUUAAUUUUGCACUGUCGUAGCGGGUUCUGCUUCUGGCCUUUAUGCAGCCUCACCCCUGUUGAGAGCAUAGUGGUGCUACCCUAGUGUGGGAUCAUGAAUCUGCUCACAGUGCCACAGGAUGCGAUGUUCUGCUCCACAGUAUUCAUUGCAUUGUCUCAUUCUGAUCCAGUGACACAAUGACUUAUUGUCCUUAGCUUGCCUAUGUGAUGUACCACUAUGAUGGAAAAGCUCUUUUGCUGAUUUGUUUGCUGUUGAUUAUAUAAGCCCCCUGAUGAAACGCCAAGCUUUCUCCAUGAACUUGGGGAAAUAGUGGCAUUAAGGGGGGGGGGGUUUGUAAGCCCUAGGAAAUGUAUAUUCCUUUGAUAUGGAAACAUCUUGGUGAGGAGCUUGCCCCAGGUUUUUAGCUUUUUGACAAUCUUACUCACCUUUGGAAGAAUAGGGAGGAGGUCUGAGGCUGUGCCAAUGUCCUGCUCUCCUUGAACACUCCUGCAAGGGUGCCAUUUAUCCUUAAGGGAAAAUUGUAUGUUGAAGACUGGUGACAGUGUAAGAACCUGUGCAGCUGAACACUUAGGAGAAUAGAGAAAGUGGUGUGUGUGUGUGUGUGUGUGUGUGAGAGAGAGAGAGAGAGAGAGAGAGAGAGAGAGAGAGAAUGAAUGAAUGAAUAUAUUUGGAAACAGGUUGCUGGGGGAGUUAGAUCUCAAUGAAUAUAGGAACAUUUAUGGUUCUGUUUUUGAAAAACAACAACCCUACUGUUUGCACAGAACCACUUAAAACAUAGUUUAGAAUUAAACCUUUCAGAGUUCUGGAAACUGACACAAGUAUUGAUUAUCAAUAGUUGUAAGUGUAACUGUCACUCAUAUCAUCACAGCUGCCUGCAUAUUGCUAUCACUUGCCCUUGUAGAGCAGAACAAGUAAAAUAUUGUGUUUCCCACACUGAACCAGUCCCCUGUAACAGCUGUUUUAUAUUGAUAAAGGUUGAAGCAGGUCUGAGCAGGUUGGCUGUUUCAUUUAAAGCAUAAAUAUUUUGCAAGGUUUAAGGACAUUAGCAGAUGAUAGCUCUAAAACGGCAUCCUUACAUUGUAUUUUUGUUUGUUGCUUACUCUGGAAUAAAUUAUAUUACAGUGACUGUUGACUGUUAUUACAGUGUAUAUCUACACAAGUUGUAUGGUAUUCUGCUUGUAGUUAAAACCUGUCUGGCUUGUGUUAGUAUUGCAUCUUUAGUGUGUUGUUGGUUUACUGUACUUUUUAAAAAAAAUAUUAAUGGCAGCUGUAAAUCACACAAAAUAAUAGAUGUCCUCUUAUGGACCAGGAGUACGUUAAAUAGCAGGAAACAGAGAGUAGGGUUAACUGGACAUUUCUCUGAACAGAGAAGAUAGAAGGUGGAGUUUCUGAAAGAUUGGUAUUGGAACUUGUCCUUUUUAACAUGUUGAAAACAGUGCAGAGUUAUGAGUGAGCAGUGAGAUGACCAAGUUUUGUGAUGGUACUAAAUUGUUAAAAAAGAUUGUGCAGAGCUUGCAAAGGACCUCUCCAAACCAAGUGAAUGGGUGGUAAAAUGCCACAUACAAUUCACUGUCUACAGUGUAAAGUGAUGCAUGUGAGAUCAAUAAUCUUAAAUUCACAUAGACGCUUAUGGGGUCUGAACUGGAGGUGACUGACCAGGAACAAGACCAUGGGGCCAUAGUGAAUGAAGAUGUCAACCCCAUGUGCAGCAGCUGUGAAAAGGGCAAAUUCCAUACUAAAGAUAAUUGGGAAAGGAAUUGAAAACAAAACUGCUGAUACAACAUUUCUCUUAUACAAAUCUGUGGUGUGACCUCAUUUGGAAUAAUGUGUAAAGUUCUGGUUGCCUCACAUGCAACAGGAAAUUUCAGGGUUAGAAAAGAUCUAAUUAUGGGCAACCAAAAUGAUCAAGGCGAUAGGGCAGCACCUCUAUGAGUAGACGUUGCAGCACGUGGGACUUUUUAGCCGAGGAAAAAUGGGAGUAAGAGGUGACACAAUAGAAGUUUAUAAAAUCGUGCAUGGCACGGAGAAAGGGGAUAGAUAAAUGCUGCUAAAUACUAGUUUCUGGGAAUGGCAGGAGGAGAGAGUGCUAUUACACUCAUGCCCUUCUUGCAUGCUUCCCAUGGGCAUCUGGUUAACCAGUUUGAGAACAGGAUGCUGGGCCAGAUGAGCCUUAACCUGAUUCAGCAGGCUUUUCUUCUCUUCUUACUCCUUGGAUGCUAUCCAACUAAGUCAUACUCAGAGUAGUUCCACUGAAGUCCAUUGAUUCAAGUAGUUCAAUGAGUAUAACUAACAUUGUUUGUUUGUUUCUUGAUUAAAUUUGUAUCCUGCUCUUCCUUUCAUACAAGCCCAUGGCGAAUACCAUCCCUUCACUUUCCUGAACUUCAGACAUGCGUUCUCACUGGAGGAUUUAUAGUAUUUUAAAAAUAAUAACUUAGAACACAUCGCUGUAUUCUGCUAUAACAAUUCUUUUGACAUGUUUUUAUUCCUUGUUUAUAUGAGCUUUGCCAAACAUGAAGGCUGAAAAUGAAGUAGUGUGAAAAUUUCCUCUGUGUUUGUGUGUGUGUGUAAUUUGAGUAUGGGUGUCCCAUAUACUUGCAAAAAGGUAUACAUAAGAAAUAUUUAUUUAUUUAUUUAUUUAAUUAAUUUAUGAAUCACUUGAGGCAUCUUGAAACAAUUUUACAACACAGUGAAAGAUACAGAACAGUUAAAAGCAAGUGCAUAUAAAAACAUUUUUUAAAGCAGCUAUAAAAAAAUAAAUAUGGGGUCUAAAAGCCAAGAGAAGAGGCAGUUAGUUGUCUGAUAGCAAUGGGAAGGUGUUCCAGAGCUUUGGUUCUGCCAGACUAAUGGGCUGAUUCUGGAAUGGACCUACAGAUAGACUGAUAUCUGCCAGACCUCUACUACAGAACACAGUGAUCAAUUAGAUAUGUAGAGGAUCAGACGAUCUUUUAGGUAUUGUGGUACCCAGCUGAAUAGAGCUUAAUUUACCAAUAUCAGUAUCUUGAACCUAGCCAAUUGGCAGCCAGUGCAGUUCCUUUAUCAGUGGCACAAUGUGAUGGUGAUAUUCUGCUCCAGUGAGCAACCCAGCCACUGGGUUUUGUGCUGGCUGCAGCUUCUGGGUCAGCUUCAAGGGCCUCUCUACCUAUAACAUGUUGCAACAAUGCAGUCUGGAUGUUACCAGUCCAUGGGCCGGCAGUGCCGAGACAAUCCAGAAUCACCUGCAGCAGCCUGACCAAGUGAAGUUGGUAGAAGGCACUCCUAAAUAUAUAUAAAUAUCAUAAUGUUCCAAAAAAGGCAAUAACCAGUUCUUAAUAGCCUCUUUAUCGGGUUCUAUUGUUUACCAUUGAGUUCUGUAGGACAAAUAAGUGACCUGUAGUUGGCAGCACUGUUACAGGAGGGGUGAUGUUGCUGGCGUUCAUAAAUAAAUUUCCACGCCUCCUUUUUACCAUAUAAGUGAAUGCCUGGCGUUCAUUCAUGUGGAAAAGCUAGUUUUAGAGCUGCAAACAGCUUCUUGCGCUUUCGUCCCCUUCAACUAUGUACAUGCAACACCUCUUCGCUUCAGUUUUGAUUAAGGGGGGUCUGUUAGAAAGCCACUGCACAAGUAAUACUAAAAACAGCCUUGCAAAUAAGCUUGCAAAAGUUAGUAGCCUGCUGGGGACUAGCCAAGCAGCCUUAAGGGGCUGUGGGAAAGGGAGCAGCCCAUUUGGUUUCUAGCCUAGAUGUUAUCCAUCCCUCUUGCCUGCCUGCAGUUUCUCAUUGGCUACCAGGCUGGUGCUUAGAUAAGACUGCACUGUGAUUUUUAUACUGUGGGUUAAACCACAGAGCCUAGGAGUUGCCGAUCAGAAGGUCGGCGGUUCGAAUCCCCGCUACAGGGUGAGCUCCCGUUGCUCGGUCCCUGCUCCUGCCAACCUAGCAAUUCGAAAGCACAUCAAAGUGCAAGUAGAUAAAUAGGUACCAUUCCAGUGGGAAGGUAAAUGGCGUUUCCGUGCGCUGCUCCGGUUUACCAGAAGCUGCUUAGUCAUGCUGGCCACAUGACCCGGAAUCUGUACGCUGGCUCCCUCGGCCAAUAAAGUGAGAUGAGUGACACAACCACAGAUUCGGUCACGACUGGACCUAAUGUUCAGGGGUCCCUUUACCUUUACCACUUUUAAAAGAAAUCAGGCACUUGUUGCUGUGCGGCACAUAACACGGGAGUGGCCCCCUUCAGUUAAAAUUAUAGUCUUCAGAAAUGUGGUGUUAUAAGGUGCAUGUCUGAACCCACAUACAUGUUCACCCCAGUGUUUGACAUUCCCCAGGCGCAUUUUGCUGUUGGCGCAGGUCCAGUUGUGGCUACAUGGAGAUUCCUGGUCAUCCGGCUGGCUACUGCAGUCUAAGAACAUCUGCCUUUUAGUCCACAGUUAAUAACAUUUCCGCUGUUUCUCCUCCUUGCAUACUGAGACAAGUGAAUUGUAGUAAAAGCAAGCUGCAGCCAAAUAAUGUACUGUAUGUUCUGGCGUACAAGAUGACUUUUUAUCCCUGGAAAAUCACCCCAGAAGUUGGGGGUUGUCUUAUACGCCAGGUAUACACGUUGGGAAGGAGGAGAGGGAGCCGGUGAGCAGAGACACCCCUUCUGCCAUCACUCCUCCUCCCUCCCCACAGAAGGGGACACGGAAAGUCCUUCCGAGCGUGGCGCUCACCCGCCAAACGCCUUGCCUCGGGCUGCUGCUGCUUCUGCUGCGACAGCAGAGGCAGCGGAGGGGUGCACGCUCUGCCCCCGGGGGCGCUCAAACUCUAUUACUCUAAAACUCUAAAAUUGAACAGCAAAAGUUGGGGGUCAUCUUAUACGCCCAGUUGCAUAAUACGCCGGGAUCUAGGGUAGUUGAGAUCGUAGAAUCGUAGAGUUGGGAAGGGAGCCCCGAGGGUCAUCUAGUUCAACCCCCUGGCAAAUAGAUAUUCUGUUGUGGCGAGCGUAACCUAGGUUUAAGGUGCUAUCUGGCUCCCAGCUUAUAUAUUUUGAGUUUCUCACACUGGUUCACCAUGUGUGUAGACCCACAAUGAGAGGAACGGAACCUUUUGCAUGGAGUCAGGAUGUGUGUCUGUUAAGAACGUGUGUAUACUUUUAACUCUAAUGCCUCCUAAACAACUUGUCACACCAGGAAAUAGGGGAAAUUAUUGCUUAUAAGACAGAAAUGGAAGAGAUUAUGAAUUUUCAUUACGGCUGUUCUUUCAAGGGUAAGAUGGAAUGAAGUAUAAAUCAGAUAAGUAAAGAUAGGUUUAAGAUAGCUACUUUUCCAUACAACUAUUUCAUUGUCAGCCUACUUCUACAAGUAUUUCCUCAGAAGAGAUUGGGUUCAAUCUUAAGAAGGGAUGCACAGGGUUGUAUCUUUUGUGCGUACAGUGAUGAUCCACUAUUGAAAAGCCAUUGUUGUAAUAAGGUGUAAUUGAACAUCCCAAUGUGCUGCUGCUGCUCUGUAAUUACACCACAGAAGUGUUGGUGCUAGUAAUGCAAAUAGCAGCUUCAAAGAACCAAUUUUCAUCAGGACCAAAGCAGGGGAUGAAAGAGUUUUACUCCGCAUUUCUGCCAGCUGGGUGCCUUCGUAAUGAUCAGCCCACACUCUGUGACUUCUGUUUGCGUUUUGACCUGUAGGAAGGACUCUGUGAAUUGAAAACAGAGACGUUAUAUGCACCUUUGUUAUCCAUGAAAAUCUUUCAGUAAAAAUAAAAUAAUAAUAAAUUAUUAUUAUUAUUAUUUAUUUAUUAUCAAUGCAUGGCUACUUUGGCUCUCCAGUCGCUUUCAGGUAUAUUGUUCUUCAGUCCCAGCACAAGUGAUCAAUUUUCUAUUUGCGUGGCCAGAUGGAAUCAUUGAUUUUCUUGAAGUUAUUUAUGUAUCUGCCACAAUAUGUAUAGCAUUCUUCUCUACUAUUAUACAGCAAAAUGUGUGAAAUCCAAAGUAUCUUUGGCGGAACUAACACUUGGCAUUUGUAUAACUGUUAGGAGAGGAGGAAGUGCUUUACAUACAUUAUCAUUACAUUCGCACCAUACAUCUAAAGCACUCAUAUCACUUUAACAGUCAUGGCUUCCCCUAAGAAUUAUGAGAACCUUGGUUCAUUCAGGGUGCUGGGAAUUGUAGCUCCGUGAGGGGGGUCUCGUAACAAGUCUCACCACCCUUAAUAAACUGCAGUUCACAGGAUUUUUUAAAGGGAAGUCCAUGAUGGUUAAAGUGGUAUAAGAGUGCAUUAAACGUGUGCUGUGGAUGUGACCUAUCUCCACCCUUACAACAUCAUUGUAAGGUAAGUCAGUGUCUGUCUAUUGUAGCAUGUGCUGGGGAGGAACUGGGAGUGAGGGGGGUUGAGUUUGAGAGAUGGUAUCUUGUAUAAAAGGCACUCAAUGAGUUCGUGGAAGAAGCAAGAUUUAAACUGAGGGAUCUUUGCUACUUUGGCUAAAUUAGAUUGUACAGGUCAGCCCUAUUGCUCAAAUUAGAUGAAUAGCAUAAAUAGACUCUGAAUGAUUGCUGCUACUAGGUGUUAAUUUUAGAACAAAAUAUAAACAGAUAAUCUCUUAGGAAACCUGCACCAAAGGCAAGUUUAAAUCAGUUGUUUGGUAUUUGUUGCUAAUAGACUGAUCUCUCACUAUGAGACACCAUGUGAUGGAAGUAUAUUAUUGGUGCAUAACAAAUAUUUUAGUAAAAGUCAGCAUCCUUUUUUCUAGGAUUAUAUCAAAAUGCACCCUCUUGUGGUGAGAAAAGAAAACACUAAGUACAAAACCUCUUUUAUUUCCUGCUUACUCUUUCUCAGUAAUUUUAAAGUCUAGUCUAAUGUGUGAGAGAAAGCUCAAAUUAUUGAAAUGAUUCUGUUUCAUCUAAGUGAACUGGAAUAUUGAAAUGCAUUAGGAGGAGGUGACAAUUAGGCACUGUUGUAUAAAGUUUCAGACUUGAGCUAUGGAUGACUGAGUUCAUUUCCCUUCUUAAUUGUGAGCCUUAAUGACCUUGGACAAGGUGCUGGUUUUUUUGGCUAUCAUCUAACAAGGUGCUUGUGAGAAUAAAAUGCUUCUGCUCCUUCCUGAUAGAUUGCUCUGUUAGGCUUAAUCUGAGCACUGUAAAGAAAGGGAGCAGGUUGAGACUGUGUAGUCACUUGAUGUGGGCCUCGUGAGGUGAGGCCAUAGCAGGGCACAUUUUCAUUUCUUGGAAUAUGAGCUAUGCUUUGUGUCCAAAGUAUUCUCAGAGGGAGAUGCUAGUCAGCUUAGAGGAGUCACAUAGUUUUUUCUUCUCUCUAGAGCUGGUAGUAGGUGCUCCCUGCUUUCAUUACAAGGAUAAAACGGAGGUAAGAAAUGAUUAGUGCAAUUUGGAAACCAUAAAGUGCCAUAUACAUUGUUCUUAUCUAAGAAUAAUCUGCUAGUGAAAUGCAUUAUAUCAAUUUGUGGAUUCAUUGGGCAAUUUUUAGCAAUUUGUGAAUGCACUCUAAUUCUUCUGAUUGCCUUGCCCUGCAAUCUUGAUGAGAGAGCAGCCUUUAAUUGUGUUUGUUCAAUUUCCCAGGUUUCUUGCAAUAUAUUCCGAACACUUCCUCCUAGCGAUAGCAAUGAGUUUGAUCCAGAAGAAGAUGAACCCACCCUUGAGGCGUCAUGGCCACAUUUACAGGUGAUUUUAUUCUUUUAAAUUUUUUUAUUUUAGAAUUAAAAUCAAGCACACCAACUUACUUGCUGGAAGGACCCUGAAAUGGGACAGAACGCAAAGUAUUUUUAAAAAAUCAACAAAAAUACAAUUUAUUGUGAUUAGAUGGACCGGGGCGGGGGACGGAGAUGGUUUGUGGCAGUGUCAAGUUAGGAUUAAUGUGAUACACCUUCCUGGGUUAUGUCUUAUAACUCCCCAGUAACCCAGCCUGGUGAUUGUGGGGCAGGAUUGACCUUUUUUUUUUAAAAAAAGAAAGAAUAAUUUUUAUUAACCGACCAAUCACAUCAAAUCAAACCAAAUUACAUAAAUUACAAAUUACAGAGCCGAAUUUUAAAUUUUUGUUGGGGGUACCCAUAUUUCAAGUUCCGAAGGGGAUCCAAUCAUCUUCUUGCUGCUGCUUUAAUGUCCACAAAUCUGACCAUAUGAUGUUCACAGUACUAUCCAGUCCUUUUUAUUGUUUUUCCACAUCUCUUCUUGUUAUUUUCAUAUAUUUUUCCUUUCUCUUUGUGACCUCUGAUAGUCUCCACAAGCAGGAUUAACCUUUUUAGCUCUGCAGCCACAUACGGAAAUACAAAGGCGCAUUGAGGAGAAGCAGCUGUAGACUCCAGCUUUCAGUCCUCUAGCAGCUUUUAUUUAGCUAGGCAGAAUACACUGAGCCACACCUUAUGAUGGUCUUGCAACUUCUAAAACCAGUUUCACACAGAUUUUAAUAAAUACAGUGGUACCUCAGGUUACACACGCUUCAAGGUUACAUACGCUUCAGGUUACAGACUCCGCUAACCCAGAAAUAGUACCUUGGGUUAAGAACUUUGCUUCAGGAUGAGAACAGAAAUCGUGCUCCAGCGGCAUGGCGGCAGCGGGAGGCCCCAUUAGCUAAAGUGGUGCGUCAGGUUAAGAACAGUUUCAGGUUAAGAACAGACCUCCGGAACAAAUUAAGUACUUUACCCGAGAUACCACUGUCCAGUGUUAUCGCUUCCUUUCCACUCUUCCAUUCAUAGAACUAAUGGCCCUGGUCACUUGCUUUCCGCUAAAAAGAUGUAGGCUUUGUUUACAAAGUUCCCUGGGUUCAAUCCAUGUAGGACUGGGAAUGCCCCCUUUCUGAAACCUAGGAGAGCCAGUGCCUGCUGGGGUAAACCUGUGAUGAGACUUAGUGAAAGGAAGCUUCAUAUGUUCCUGCUUACAUGCAAACCUGGGCAACGGUAGCCUAGUAGCACACCCACCCCAGUUCUUCAGGAGACAACAAUUAAUUGCGACGUAGCAGGCUGUAUAAUACUUUCCUUGCCCCAAAUGGUGCCACACGGUGUUUUUUCACCCCACAGGGUUAUAAAUGCCCACACAUUUUAAACCUCACGGGGGGAAAGUUGCCUGGCAUGGUGACUUGGAGUGAGGAAACAGGGCAGAGAAGGACUUAAGUGCCCUUUCCACCCACUGAUUCCCUCCCUAUCAGUUCUACAAAGUGGAAAGGGCUGUUGGGCAUGUUUACGUGUAACCUGCAGUCAGCCCCCCCAAAAAAACAAGUUUGGAGAAUCCAGAUUAAAACACAUUAUUCUGCAUCAGACAUCUGUGUUGUAGUUGAAUGCUCCCAAACGCUUUCUAAUUACCAUUAAAUGUUUCACCAACAUAAUAAUUGCUUUAUUUUCUAUGAUUUCAAGAGUCUGGAGGGCAGAGGAAUGCUGAUUAUACCCCUGGGAGCUUUGGCAAGCCAGUGCAAAAGAGUUUGUGAUGCCUGCUCUUAGAAUGAGCUGCAGUACUUCUGAUGGCAGCUAAAUAAAAAUAAUUAAUGGGCGCUAGGCUUAUGCCACUCUAGGCUAUAUGAACACAGGAAAAUAACACAUUAUUUAUUAAGUUAAAUUGGAUUUAUAUCCCACCCUAUCCUGAGUAGGUAUGAGUAGCAGUGGUAAUAUUUAACUAUAUGUGUGGGUGGGUCUGUGUCUCUGAAAAGGGCCUAUAGGGGGGAAAGACCAUAUAAAUAAACCAAGGAAGGGUGGGGCAGGAGGUAGGGGGAGAUGGGGAAACAGUUUUAUCAAGGUGGUCAUGAACAUAACCUUUUUUUUAAAAAAAAGUUGUUUGAUUCAGCAACAAUCUCCCCACACAUGCAGGACAAUGAACUCCUCUGUGCAGUGGGAGGGAGGGCACCAGGUUGGAAAACACUCACUUGAACCAGGGGUAGGCACAUAGACGAUGUCUUUACCUACCAUUGUCCCUCUCUUGCCUCUCUUUAAAUACGGAAGCAGAAUAAUAAUUUACUGUUUCAUUCUGUAGAAAUGCAGCACGCAUUAACACAUUACUAAAUUGUGUUGUGAUUUAUUGCAGCUUGUAUAUGAAUUUUUCAUACGAUUUUUGGAAAGCCAAGAAUUCCAGCCCAGCAUUGCCAAAAAAUACAUAGAUCAGAAAUUUGUACUACAGGUAAGGAGGUCUGCUCUCUUCGAAGCUCAUGAGAGUAUUUGUAAUGCUAACUUUUAUUUUAAAAAAACAACCUGUAGGUUGAUUACUGGAGUUUCUGUAAGUCUGAGAUACUUAAAAAAACAAACUGCAUUCAGAAGCUGUCACUGGAAUGUGUGAAGGCAAUUAUGAAAUACUGUAACUUAAAUUUGGUAGAAGAUGACAUUAAAUGUUUGGCACUAAGAAGAAGAGAAAAGUUUGGAUUUGAUAUCCUGCUUUAUCACUACCCUAAGGAGUCUCAACCUCCUUUCCCUUCCUCCCCCACAACAAACACUCUGUGAGGUGAGUGAGGCUGAGAGACUUCAGAGAAGUGUGACUAGCCCAAGGUCACCCAGCAGGUGCAUGUGGAGGAAUGGGGAAUCGAACCCAGUUCACCAGAUUAUGAGUCCACCGCUCUGAACCACUACACCACACGGGCUAACUUCACAUGAGAGAGAAUACCACACAGCUAUCUCCUGAAACAAUUCUCAAUCUGCCUCCACCUUACGAAUAGAAUUCUGUGGUGCAAAAGGCUUGAACCAGCCCCUCCCUGUUAGAUCUUGCCACGGAUUAAGCAAUAUACUGGUCCAUCAGUGCUUGGGAAGUAAGGCUUAUAUGCAAUUUGGUCCUUCUCUUCAUGGGCAGACUCUUUGAUCCAGCAAAGGCUUCUGUGAAGAGGAGGAAGAGCGAGGUGAUUGCCAUACAUUCUCCCUUCUCUCUGCAGCCCUUUGCAUCCACACCAGAUCUGCUUCAGAGAGUUCGGAUUCCCUUUGGGUUCGAAAAUAGCCAGGCGCCAGGCGCAUUUUGCACCUGGCUAUCGGCCAUUUGCGACUAAGCACAGAUGCCUGAGCUUCAGGAUGACACCUGAUAUCUCCAUCAUCUGGAGGUGCAUACCCGAGGAUCUUUGGAUCUGGACUGUUUUCACACACUAAUGCCCCUUCCUGUAGAAUUCUAUCAGUUAUAUUUUCUCUGUGCAGUCAGAAUGAAUUUCAGGAACCAAAGUGGUUUUUUCUCCUGUGCAGCCUGAGCAGGAGCAGUGAACAAUGUUCUAGUUAGUUGCUGUUGCUUGUCUUCCCUUACCCCACUCCACUGCCGUGCUCACAGUUGUGAAGAAUAUUCUUAUGUUAUGAAUGUGUUACCGUCAAGAAAAAGAGGUAGAAAUAGGCCCGUAUAUAUGUGGACAGACACUGGAUAAAGUGACUUUUCGUCUUUAAGUUCUCAAAGCUCUUAACCUAGCUCAAGGGUGUCAUCUGAACUAGCCAGAGAAUCAAUCACAUCAGCCCAUCAUUUGAAAAAUAAGACUUUCGAGCCGUCGUGCCCAAAAAUGGCAACUAGACAUUCUGGUUUGGCGACUGCAAGCUUGGUUUAAGUAGCCAUUUGGCCCCUAGCUUAUAUUUCCGAAUUUCUAACACUGCUCUGGAACAGUGCUGGGAUCUGUAUGGAGCAAAGGGGACAUUUGCAAAAACAUCCCACCACCCCGUUCAUGGAAGCUUCCACUGGAUCAAAGAGCCUUCUGUGAAGGUUAUUGGUAGGGAUCCAUUAGUCAGACAGAAGGUCAAAAUUCACGAUGGACAAUUUGGCUGUGGAAUGAAGAAGUAUGGUCAGAUAAAGCCAAUUCAGAAAUGCAGAUGUUAGAGUCAGGCUCCAUUUCUGAGCUGUUGGUUUCAUUUUGAUUUCCCCCCCAAAAUAGCUUCUGGAACUGUUUGACAGCGAAGAUCCUCGUGAGCGGGACUACCUAAAAACAGUCUUACACAGAAUUUAUGGAAAGUUCCUUGGUCUUAGAGCAUUUAUCAGGAAACAGAUUAACAAUAUUUUUCUACGGUAAGUGUGGGGUGUUUUUUUUUUUAAAGAAAGCUGUUUAUGUAAUUUUCUAUUCUCAUUCCUGUAGGUUUGUAUGCCCACAAUAUAUUUUUUAAUGUGUUGUGUUUUUAAACUGUAAACCACCCUGGUUGGUCCAUGCACACUAGAAGGGCAGGCUAGAAAUUUCCAAGUAAAUAAAUACUUAAUCUGUGUAAUUUGUGUCUGUGCAAUUUGCUUAAUUAUUUAAUGUAUGUAAUUUGUUUGGGCAGGUUUGUUUAUGAAACUGAACACUUCAAUGGUGUAGCUGAACUGCUGGAAAUAUUAGGAAGGUAAAUAAAGUCUCAUUUUAAGGGCUGACCUCACCUACAACAUUCCUUCUACGUGAUGACAAACUUGAUGUGCGAAAAAGGUUAUCUUAAAUUUACUGACGGCCCAGAAUGUUUCUGUGGAAGAAACCUCACUAGCAGUUGAACUGGCUUCCAGAUAAAGGUGCUUGUGAUAGUAAACACAUGGCCCAACUUUCAAUUUCCCAAAAUGAGGGGGUGUUAAAAAGUUGUAACAUGACUUAAGAAUUCAAAAGGUAUUUUAAUUAAAUUGAUAUAAUUUAGGUUUGCCUGGUAAAUUAAAUGUGUGUCAAAUUGCAUAGAAUUCAUUAAAAAUCAUUGCCAAAUACUUGUGGCAAUUUAUUAUUAUUAUUAUUAUUAUUAUUAUUACUACUACUACUACUACUACUACUACUAGUACUACUAGAAUCACUACUACGAUUUAGCAUUAUCUGACAUUUUCAUAAGGCAAAAUUAAUUUUUGUUUUGUUUUCCGAAAGCAGUUUAUGUGCUUCUCCAUCAACAGACGUACCAAGCUAACUGUUGUCCAAUCACAAAAAUAACAGCAGAUUUGAAUUCCUCACACUCAAAAACAUAUUUUUAAGACCCCUCACUGAAGAGAUUUGCAAAAAAAUUCAACUCCUAAAAUGACAUGCCCUAAUGGCCCAAAUGUGAGUUGCUGCCUUGCCAUGGGGUCUCAUAAGAUGCAGUGGUGCCAAACCAACUCUCAGCCCUGUCCUGUUCUUUUUUCCUCCACUCACUUGUGCUGCACACAAUAGUUCAAAUGGAACUGCAGUUGUGCAGGGGGGAGUGAAGCUGUAGAAGGCCCUCUUUGAAAUUCAGGAAAGAUGUCAUUGUCAGGAGUUCAGCUUACACAUGAGUAGGACCCUGGCAGAGACACAUGCCCGACUGGCAUGUUCUCUCCCUCCUAGUUGAUCGUUCGGGAGCUUCAUAAGCUUUCUUCAGCCCGAACAUCACAGCGACCGAUGCCAACUGACACUGGCACACUUAGAGAUCCACAGAGUUUGCACAGUUGGCGUAACACACCUCAGCAAUUCAGCAUUUUGGCUAAUCUACUUUAUUUACAUAUAAACACACACGGAGCACUGCAACAUGGCUCCCUCUCUCUCUAGCAUCAGACAGCAAAGAGAGAAAGAACAAAGGACAAUAGUCCCACUUCAUGGAACACAGUAACACAAACAUCCUGUCUUCGUCACAUCCCACUCUGUGGAGUCAAAACAUAUACCGUCAUGUGAAAGACAAAAAUCCCAUGACUGCAAUCAUAGAUCAGGAAUUCUAACAGUCAUGACUCUUGACUGCUGCGUUUCUGAGAGCACAAGGAAGCUAAAUAUGUGUCUUCCUGAAGUUGGACAGAGUUACUUGCCAGGGCUGGGAUUCUGCCUUAUCUGAGUUAGUUUAAGCUGUUCCUUAUAAUAUUGGUUCUAAACUUCAUCUAAAGGAUUGGGUUGCUGGUGGGGAUUGUCAGGCAAUCUAUGCUUUAUUGGGCAUCCGAUUUUGGCAAGGUAGCUCUCACUGACAUUUAAAGCGGCAUUCAAAUGCUAUGGGGCCCUGUAUCCUUAGUUGCUUGGCAUAUGCUUAACUUCAGUUUAGAGGCAAGGUCAGGCUGUUAAGCUUUUCUGUGCUCCAUUUUAGAGUUUCUAAUGGCCCACACCUUGGGCUUGUUGAUUUGGUUCCCAGGAUUUUAUUUGCAUUGAGGUCAGGAGCAGACCUUGAGCUCAUGUACUUUCUCUUUGUGGACUUAGGGCCCAUAUGCUCCCUUGUCUGCUCGCUUUGAUCCUGAAAGAGAAAUCCUUGGCCUUUUCACUUGCAGGAUCUGGCAGAUUCCAUCCUGAAGUGAAAGUAGUUUAUUCAGUCACUUCUACCCACAGUGAGAGAGGACAAGAGGCCCAAACUUGCUCAUGAUAACAGAAUUCUCAGGGGUCAGAUAAUGAAAGGAAAUCUGUAUGGACAAUUUUAUAAUAUGCAGUGUUUGCACUUAUUGGUAAAAGAAUGCUUUUCUGCUUAUAAAUAAAAUUUGCAAGAUUACUUUUGUUCUCAUGCAAAUUUAGACCAUGUUUCAUGUGUGCCAGUUUCAAACGCUUGUUCUAGCUGUGAUUAGAUACAAUCCAGUUCAUUCUGUGUUAAGGAUUACCUUGAUACUAAUAAUGCUUCUUUUCUCCCUUCUAGUAUUAUCAAUGGCUUUGCUUUACCUCUUAAAGCCGAGCAUAAACAGUUUUUGGUGAAAGUACUGAUUCCUCUACAUACCGUUAGAAGUUUAUCGCUCUUCCAUGCACAGGUAAAAACUUCCAUACAAAUGUUUGUUUGUUUUUUGUUUCUUGCUUUUGUUAGAACCAGUGUGGCCGGCACUUCUGUAUGUGCUGAGUUGGAAAUAGAUUUAACCAAACCCUUUAAGAAAACGGAAACAUGUAGAGUCCAGCAGACAUAUUUUUGCUUGCCCCUUGUGUUCACCAGAGACUGCCUGCAAUUGGGCAAGAAUCUCCAGCAACCCAUCCACUUCUGUCAGUCUGUUCUUACAAGGUUAUUUGGCUAGGUGAGCAGGAUGUUUUCUCUAGUUCAGCCCUGAGUCCACAAUGCAGUGCUAGGUAAGCUAAGGAGGUACAAGGCUACUGGCUGUUUUGCUGAAACAGAGCUACUGCUAAUUGUAUCUUAAUUGUUUAGUGUUGCCUUAGGAUGAGGGCGCACACAAGGUUUGAAAGCUAAACUUACAUCAGUUUGCACAAGUGUCUGUCUUCAGUGUUGAUGAAUACAAACAACCCCUGUUUUAGGCGUGACCGAAAUGUGCAUGAUUGUGCGUGUGCACACAGCGGCAAAUCCGGAAGGGACCAGAAAACAUCCUAAAAGGGAUGGAUGGGGCAGGGUGUUUUAAUGGCACACAAUUUCACGCAAGUGUGCAACACCCUGGAAUGCAAGACCCAUCCAGAUCUGGGACUGCCUGUAUAGCUUCCCUAUUUAUUUAUUUUUUACUUUUUUUGGUUUGGGUGCUUUAUUCCACUCUGUAAUUGGGGUUUGGCAGCUAGAUAUGCCUGCCAGCUAACUUGGGGAGGAGCACUACAGCCCGAGUCAGACACCUUCUCCUCUUUCCUCCCACCUUCUUACUUUUGCCACUCCAGUGAAUCUGUAGUCAGCUGACACAAAGCACCUAAGGGUAGCAUCUUCCACUGUUCUUGAUGGGAGAGGAGACUGCAGGGAAUAAUAAUUGGGGAGUGUUGCUGUGUGUUUCUGAAAGUGUUUGCUCCUUCCAGAAGCCAGUUGUUGAGGGGGUUGGCCGGAAUGAAAAGGUUGCCUUCCUCUGCUGCAAGGUGAUGGUGAAGCAACAGUGGUGUCCGAUUUAGCCUGCAGGCUGCCAUUCUGCACACCACUGCUUUGAAUUCCUGGCACAGAUUCUGAACCAGCACCUAUAUUCUUUAGUGUUCUUGCUUUCCUAAGUUUGACUACAAAUCUUCUCAUUUCCUGCUCUCCAAACCUUUGCCUCUGAUAUCCCUGCAGAGGGAGCCUUGCUAGCUUAAUCUUUCUGUUCGCCGGUCUUCAGCUGUGCUAACUCAUCUAACGUGCCCUAGUGCAGCCAGAAACGUAGAAGAAAACCAUCCACAGCACAAUGAGGCAUUCAGUGCCAAAAUUCAGAUGGUUUCAGACUCACAUUUAUCUAGUUGCUUUAGUAUACUGAGGAGCUUGGUGUGUUGGUCAGCUUUGCAGUUUGAUGGAACUCCACAUCUUUCAAUCUUCAUUUGAAAUGGAAACUGCUAACAGAGUAAGACUUGGAUACAAAGCUGCUCCUGUGUAAUUUGAGAGUUGUUGCAUUAUUAUUAUUAUUAUUAUUAUUAUUAUUAGACCACUGAUUUGUCUCUUCCUGCUACAGCCCCCUGCAUUACUUCCUAAUAUUUUCCAGUGGGCAUCAUCACUAGUUGCUCUUUUAGUUGCAGGAGGAUGCAGCAGAUCAGGGGAAACCCAGUGCCAUGAAGGAAGUCUGUUUGUGGCAGUUAGGAUUCAGGAUGUAUAUCUGGAUUAGCCACCUUAAUGAUAUUUUUAUUCUUUUUUGCAUUUUCAAGAAAAUACUUUAAUGCAAUGUUUUCUUACAUAUUUUGCAGUUGGCGUAUUGCAUAGUGCAGUUUCUGGAGAAAGACCCUUCACUCACAGAGCCUGUAAGUAUGAUCUAUACAUGUCUCUUUCUAUCUUGAGAGUUGGCUUCAGAUACCUGUGUAUUUCUGUAUCUAAAUGGACUGUUCAUUGUCUCUUCCUCAAUGCAGGUCAUUAGAGGUUUAAUGAAAUUCUGGCCGAAAACUUGCAGUCAAAAAGAAGUAAGUAAUGGGGCGUCGAUCGUCUUCCUGCUGAAAACAGAAUCUGUAGAAAAAGGAAACAUUGGGCCAUCUCUUAUUAUAUUGCAAAUGCCAUUUAAUGUAAGCAAGUGUAAAGGGACACACAUUUCAGACAAAAGUAUCUUAAUCUCAUAUAUAUAGGCUCAUGGGGUCUGAACUGCUGGUGGCUGAUGAGGAAAGAGAUCUUGGAAAUAGCUAUAUGAAGUUGGCAGCCCAGGGUAUGCAGCAGCUGGGGGAAAAGGCAUAUUCCGUGCUUGGGAUCAUUAGAGUGCUUAGAGUGUUCAACUAGGGGGGCUCAGGUUCAAAUCUCCACUCGGCCAUGAAGCUAACUGGGUGGCCUUUGGUCAACCAUUGUCUCUCAGGCCGAUCUAUCACACAGGGCAACUUUGAGGAUAAAAUGGUGAGGACCCAGCCAUGUGUGCUGUUUUGAGCUCUUUAGAGAACUGGUAGGAUAGAAACCUUACAAGUAACCCAGUAGUAUUUUGUAGUACAAUGGAAAAUGUAGGUGUAUUUGAGGAAAGCUAAACGAUUCUAUUAAAUGAUUUUAGAUGCAGAUCUUUUUUGACAUUCGUCAUUGACUACUCAGAAGCCAUAGGUUUAUUGCUUUGCACAAAGGUUGACAGCAGCCCAAUUAGCAACCAUUUUAUUCUGCAUAUUCUUGUAGGAGUAAAAUAAUGGCUACCCUCCUUAGUGCCAUCUGUAAAAAGUAAGCUGUCCACCCUACUUAGCUGUUAAUCGUGUCAAUUUUUAAGAGCGGUUGGAAAUGUUUGCAUGUGCUCUUUAAUUGUGACAUUUGCAAGUUUAUUUUGGUGCAGAGUCUUACUGACUUGAUUGAAGUGUGCUUGUUACUAUGCCAAUAAAUGGUGCUGGGUUUUGCAUUUACUUCCUAAGAAGUAUAUGCAUGAUUGCAGCCAGUUUCUGCAAAUGAAGGGUAUAUUGCUCUUGUGCAUUAUCUCUACUGGCAUAACUAGAAGCUGAGUUAAUGCUUCCUUCAAAAUUUAUUUCCGAAUGCAAACAGAAGACCUCUGAAUUUAAUACUUCCUUUCUCACUUUAGGUCAUGUUCCUUGGAGAGCUGGAGGAGAUAUUGGAUGUGAUUGAACCCUCACAGUUUGUCAAAAUUCAAGAACCCUUGUUUAAACAAAUAGCUAAGUGUGUGUCUAGCCCUCACUUUCAGGUCAGUAUUGGCAGCCAGAAAUUCAGAAGCAAAUUGUAUGUUGCAUGUACAUAAACUGUGACGCCAUUUUUUAAUAUGGGAAGUCACUUCAGAAGAGGGGGAUUCUGAGCAGUAUAGCAAGUUUUAGAGGAUGCUUAGCCUUUUCACGGUAGAGUACAGGAUCAGGUUUAAGGUGCUGGUUUCAACCUUUAAAGCGUAUAUGGCCUAGGACCCUCGUACCUACGGGACCGCCUCUCCUGGUACGCCUCAUGGAGGACCUUCCAGUCUGCAAAUAAUAGCAUCUUGGAGGUCCCGGGCCUCAACGAGCUUAGACUGUCCUCGACCAGAGCCAAGGCCUUUUCGGCCGUGGCCCCGACCUGGUACCCUGGUAGAAUGCUCUGCCACAAGAGACCAGGGCCCUGCAGAAUCUGACAUCUUUCCACAGGGCCUGCAAGACGGAGCUGUUCCUCCAGGCCUUUGGUCGGGGUCCAGUCUGACUUAUAUGAAAGUGGCUCCGCAACUUUUCUCACAGGCUCAUAUGAGAUCAGUACAAACAGUUAGGCCGGUGAGCAUUUAAGGUCCCCAGCCCUAAUAUGUGGGUUGUCAUCUGAUUGGAUUUCACUUUGAUUCUGAUUAGAUUUUAGGAUGUAUUUUAAUUGAUUGCUUGAUUUUAUGUUAAUAUGUUAUAUAUUUGAUGUUAGCUGCUCUGAGCCUGGUUUUGGCUGGGGAGGGCAGGGUAUAAAUAAUUAUAAUUUAUUAUUUAUACCCCCGCCCAUCUGGCUGGGCUUCCAAAAAAAUAUUAAAAUACAGUAAUCCAUCAAACAUUAAAAGCUUCCCUAAACAGGGCUGCCUUCAGAUGUCUUCUAAAAGUCUGGUAGUUGUUAUUCUCUUUGACAUAUGGUGGGAGAGCGUUCCACAGGGCAGGUGCCACUACUGAGAAGGCCCUGUGCCUGGUUCCCUGUAACUUGGCUUCUCGCAGUGAGGGAACUGCCAGAAGGCCCUGUCCUACCACUUUGCCAUGCAAUAUUGUUUCCUCUCAAUAGAUUUCCCCUAAUGGAAUACCACAUGUGCAUUUACUUGCUGGCCCCAAUAUGUUUAGGACUUUAAAGGUUAAUUCCAGCACUUUUAAGUUGGGCCCAUAAACAAUCUGGAAAACAGUACAGAUGGCAAAGCACUGGCAUAAUAUGGUUGUACUUACUGGAAUUGUUACCUGAUCUAGGAAAUAAAAGAAUACCAUUUCCCCCUUUUUCCAAGGUGGCUGAAAGAGCACUGUACUAUUGGAAUAAUGAAUACAUCAUGAGUUUGAUAGAGGAGAAUUCCAAUGUAAUACUUCCCAUAAUGUUUUCCAGUCUGUACAGGAUUUCCAAAGAACACUGGAACCCGUAAGUGUUUUUCUUUGUUUUAUUUUUUAAAAAACCCAUUGUUGUAUAUUUGCAACACAUUGAAAAUCUUAGAUUUGUACCUUUCACAGAGUUGUUUCCUAAACAAUGAAAUACUGGUUAUCUGACCUGUCUUGACAUUUCACCACUUGCAGGGUUUUACAGCAUAGAUUUGACACCAAAUGCACUUAACUCUAGAGUUGCACAAUGAGAGCAGGGCUUUUGCAAGCACUUAGGAUAUUUACCUGAAGUGUAUGCACGAAACUUGUUUCUGGGACACCAUACAUUUGAGAAAGUUGCAGUGUUUCUCGUAUAUAGUGCUAGCUGACAGUAUGGUACUUACAGUAUGAUAGAAUAAACUUGCAGGCGCUCCUCUGAGAUCCUUGGUGGGAGAAGUUAAGAAGAGGAGAAAACUCUGGAAUUGCAGAGAUAAUAAAUCCCUGUACUUAGUUGAAAUGUGACCCUGCCUCGUUGUGUACAUGGUCACUUAGGAAAAUAGAUAAGGUUAAAACUUUUGGAAAUUAGAGGAGACUUGGUUGGCUUUCCAAAGCAACUCUCAUUAUGAUCUGGCCUAUUUACUUAAAAAGUGAUAUUGGAACCUCUUCGUAGAUAUUUGGUGCACAGCCAUAUUGUGAGCAAAAGUAUGAUGACUUCCAAGUUGGACUGUUACAGAUCUUGGAACAGAAACAUUUCAUCUAGAGACUGGCAGAACCUGGAAAAGGUUUCACCAGUUUGAAGGGUCCGUUUCUCAGAAACAGAAAGUUUUUUUAAAAAAAAAUAUCGUACAGAUUAUUGUUCAAACCAAGUUUCACAAAGCUGUUCACAGUUAAGCCAUAAUAUAAUUUUGAAACGAAAUAAAAACAAAACAAAAAAAUUCAUUUUUUCAAAACAGCACAGAAACCUGCUGAAACAAGCAGCACCAGUUAGUAGUACCCGGCAUGAUAUAUCCAUAUUAAAUACUGAGUUGGGAAAGCGCAAAGUUCAUUCCAUAUCCUGAGCUAGCAUAUUGGCAGAUGCUCUGAUUCUGGUAUCCCGCACCCCCAAGACGGAACUGUAUUAUUAAAGAUCUAGCCAAAAGAAUGAGAAGAAUUUGCAGUUCACUGGGAGCAGGGAGGUUGGUUUACUGUGCUUCCUCAGACCGGUUGUGUGGUGGGUUGUGUCACAGUUGAGUGAUGUUGAUGUCACUAGUACCUUGUGUAUCAGGAACUUUGAAACAAAGGAUCUAUCAUAGAAUUAGAGUUGGAAGGAACCGCUGAGGGUCAUCUCCCCCUAGUCCAACCACCUGCAGUGCAGGACUCCUGUCCACAGCUGUCCCUGGGGGGGGGCCUGAACUGCCAACCUUCUGGUCAACAGCCAGAUGCACUGACCUAUUGCGCCGCAGAGAUGUGCAUCCCGUAUUUUUAAAAGGUGCCUUUUGCCGCUCUGCAGCUACAACAUUGCCACUUUACAGCAAUAUCCUCCAGAUAAAACCUUAAUACGAUUUACUUUUGCCCUAGUCUUCAGAGCACUUCACUGAUAAGCCCUGUUGUAUUCUUUGGGGUCUGCAGUAGGAGACAGCCUUGAGGUGCACAGACAGGUCAUCAAAAGCUUACUCAAGAGGGCUUAUGGGAGAUGAGUCCCUGGUUUUCUUACACUUUCUUCUUCUGGGUCUCCUUAACAGGACAUGUAGUAAAUUCAGUAGUACUUACUUCUACAAGCAUAUAUUGCACUGAGCUUCCACGGGGUAAUAAAGGAAAAAUAUAAACAUGAACGUCCUUUUUUAUUUAAUAUGAGGUUCUCUGCUCCUCCUCAGUGCUUCUCUCAUUCGAUUUCCUUUUUCUAAUUCUAGUCUUCCUUUCCCCCAGUCCUUUUUCUUAUAGUUUCUUUUGCCAUUGUCCCAGCUUAUUAGCAUAGAAGGACUAGAGUUGACUAGAGAGUAUCUUGAGGUUCCCAGUCCUUGGAGAAUUUAGCACUAGGCUGCACAGAUGAAAGGAAUGAAAAAGUUGGGAUCACCUGCCGGGUGCCAUGCUAAGUUUUGUGUUAAAUCUUCCUGCAUUCUCUCCCUGCUUUCAUAUGUUUCUGCGAAACUUGAGUUCUAAACUUCAGUUGCCCCCUCUGGUCUUCCCCCACAAAGUAAUAGCAUCUUGAGUUUGGCUUACAUUGAAACACUGCAGAAUUUGAAAAGGCUCCACACACUAUAUUCAGCUGUGGUUACUGACACUUCCCAGCACAACAUUUAUUGAUGCAGGAUUCUGUUUCCGUUGACCCAGUAUAGAUUUGGGGAAGACUGGAAGGGGACACACCUUAGAUGAUGCCAGAGCUGUGUGUCCUGUGACACAAAUACAUCAAAUCAGAACGGUGUUGUUGGCACGAAAAGAUCUGUCCCGUUUGAAUGGCAAAUUAAUGGACUCUUUCUUUCACGAUUCACAGGGCUAUUGUGGCUUUAGUAUACAACGUGCUGAAGGCAUUUAUGGAAAUGAACAGCGCCAUGUUUGACGAGCUGACGGCCACUUACAAGUCAGAUCGCCAGCGGUAACUUUCUACAGCCUUUUUUAUUUUAUUUUGCCAGCUGUGCAUAAAGCCUGCUGUUUUUAGUUUUGGUUCUUUUUUUAUUUAAACACUUUGCAGUAAUUGCAUAAUUCCCACACAUGAUUGAUUGCAAUGCCUCAUUCCCCCCCCUCCCCGCAUGCUCAUUAGCCUGGCCCCUGCAAGACGUAUAGAUGGUUGUUUUUUUCCUUCCCAUUAUGAGAUACAGUACCCAUUGCGUAGCUUGUGAACUUGCAUUCCUCACAGAACUUCUUUUGGCUCUAUGUUCUUAAAGACUUAAUUGUAUCAAGAAUUUCAAUAGUAAAAAAUAAAAAUAAUUUCUUUUUUUAUUUAAACCCCCCCCCCCCCAAACUCAUCAAUUUGCCUUCACUUUGCUUUGAAGAUGGUGUCCAGAAUGCAUACAGGAACUCUUUGCGAGUCAAGAAAGCUUUCGGCAAUUAACUCUCAUAACUUGCGUCUGACCUUUAUUGGGAUCUCUAAGCAAAGUGACCCCCCCCCCCAGCCUUCCUUGCUUUCCUUCUCCAUAAUAUCUUGAUACAUUUAAGGCUUUGACAUUGCUGGAUCUAGAAGAAGUGCCAUCCAUACGAUCAUUAGUUGCACCUUAGUUUAAAAUGUUUCUCUGCCUUUCCCUUAAUCACCCUUCUCCAAUUAUAGUGCAUCAUCUUUUGUCUGAAAUUUCAGCUUAUCCAAAGCAGCAGGUGAAACUAAUGAGGAAACUUCGGGAACUCCGGGCAGUUUGCGACUUGGUGAAAGUCGUGCCUUUUGUGAGACUCGGGGUUCCCACAAGCAAAGCGAAGGGUACUGUAUGUCAUCAAGCCUUGUUAGGUCAGUAUAGCCUCUCACACGUUCUUGGAGGCCCUAAUGUUGUUCAGUUCCAUCACCAGGCUGACAGCGCUCUGCUUAACAUUAAAAAGAAAACUCAAAGAAAUGUAAAUAGAGGGGUACCGAGUACCCCUUAGCUUUCAUAGACUUUAUGCCUGUACGCACAGCAAGUCAGUUAUGCUUGAUUUGUUAAUGUUUUGUUUAAGCUAGGCUAGGCAUCUUACACAGUGGCCCAGGGCCAGCAGGGUAUUGGGGAUGCUGCUGUGUGGAUGUAGCUUGGACCUUUUUGCAAACGUUACCCAAGUUUCAUCAAGAAACUGGUUAGACUCCUAACAAUUAUUAGUGAAGUAUUGAUUGUGUUUCUGGCAAUGGCUGUUUCUGGCGUUUGGUCACCUCAAAAGGUCAAAGCUGAGGCUUCCAUCUACGUGCAGGAAACACAUUUUUAAAAUCAUGACAUCUUGGAGGCAAGGAUUCGGAAAGCUAUUUCAUUCAUCGAGAAUCUCCGGCAUGGUUUUCGACCUUUUUGUCUUUGAACAGCAGGCUCCCAUGUCACACCAUGAUCAGCUUUGAACAUUCACUCGGUCUCAAAAAUGGUUUUCCGUGUGGCAUUGUGGGGUGUUUGAGAAACACAAGCCUAAAGCCUCCUUGGCUGCUAGCACAGAACUCGAUGCACUGUUUGGAUUCCAGCAGUAAAAAAGACAAGGCAUUGCUCAAGUAGAGGAUACACUUUGCUAGGGAGUAAGCACUAUUGUUUUCACUGGGCCUCCUCCAUAAUGAAUAAUGGUAGGAUUGUUCUAGUAUACACAAUUUUCUAGGAUUGUUCUAGUAUACAGAAAGUCCAGGAUUGUUCUAGUAUACAGAAUUUUGCCAUUUUUAACAAUGUACACGACUGUGACAUUAUCUAUUGCCUGCCAAGUCAAUAUCUGGAAUUUUUAAAAAGUUAAAUAGUUAUAUUUUAAUGUAUUUUUCAUCUUUUGCUGGAAGCUGCCCUGAGUGGCUGGGGAAACCCAGCCAGAUGGGUGGGGUAUAAAUAAAUAAAUUAUUAUUAUUAUUAUUAUUAUUAUUAUUAUUAUUAUUAUUAUUAUUAUUACAAUAAACUUGGGUAUAAUUCAUUAGCUCUCUGGCAACUUGAAAGUUAUGCACAUAUUAAGUUUAUGAUCCUGAGAAAUAGAAAGGUUAAGUAGCAGUUUCUGUUUUGUGAAAGUUUGGACCUGUUAUUUUGGUCACUUGUCUGGCUGCAGUUCCAGUGGUUUCAUUGGAAAGAAGCUUAGGACAGUUUUCUGUAAAUAAUGAUGAAGAUAAGAAUGUGUGGGGAAGGAGAGAACAAGAAAUGGAAUAAUAACGCUUUUAAAUUAAAUAACUGAUGCAGUCCGAUAAUUAAAAAGAGAUCCAAUGAGUUCGCUAGAAAGAAAAAUAAAUCCACUCGUCACGGAUGACAUACAUUGCCAAAUGAAACUCCACUGGCUUCCAUCUCCAUAGUAUUUGAAGGAACAUAUUGGGCAAUUUGGGUUUGUAAUGGCUUCAAAUACAGGAACACAAUUCCUUACCCUCCAAAACAUCUGCAGUAGUGCAUUUGGUAUGUAAUUGUUUUUAUUCUACCUUUGUUUUGCUCUAGAAGGCAGGUUUUCAUUAACUCGGAUAAAGAAAUGCCAGUAAGUGCAGGACAAGACCAGCAAAUAGAGCAAGCGGUGUGAUUCCGAAGUCUUGCCAGACUGGGUAGCAUUGGAUGUUGCAAGGCACCACCGGCUUGGGGUUGUUCCUGCGAACGCCUGGCAUUAUUCAGUUGCGGGGUUCUUGUGUGUGCAGCCUUAAGAGGUUUCAGAGAAAAUGCAAAGCGUUGGGACACCCCAGUACAUCGUUCUACCUCUAGUGCUGUUUUCUUUCUGUAGCUGUACUGAUGUAAGAAACAAGGGGCUCGUGAAAACCUGACUUUUUCCUCUAAUGCUUCUCUUCCCCCCUCCCCUUAAUUUAACAGUGAGAAGAAAAAGGAGAAGGAACGUGAAGAACUAUGGAAAAAACUGGAGGAUUUGGAACUAAAGCGGGGUCUUAGACGGGAUGGGAUAAUUCCAACUUAA
Molecule: messenger RNA, 27043 nt
Organism: Podarcis lilfordi (Lilford's wall lizard)
Lineage: Eukaryota; Metazoa; Chordata; Lepidosauria; Squamata; Lacertidae
Source: the annotation of a GenBank genome assembly